Messenger RNA from Aspergillus thermomutatus, 975 nucleotides. It is a transcript of the gene pmeA, whose product is annotated as putative pectin methylesterase. Gene Ontology annotation, molecular function: pectinesterase activity. The transcript is spliced from 3 exons. Gene Ontology annotation, biological process: cell wall modification. Lineage: Eukaryota; Fungi; Ascomycota; Eurotiomycetes; Eurotiales; Aspergillaceae. The record is from RefSeq and is a predicted model, not a curated record. Bases 1 to 975 code for a protein of 324 amino acids.
AUGCAUCUCCCCUCUCUCGCCCUCGGGCUUCUUGGCCUUGCCCUCACAGCCUCAGCGACCUCCCUCGACAAACGAACAUCUCGCACCAGCGCCCCAUCAGGCUGUCUCACUGUCGGCUCGUCAGGCACGUACUCGACAAUCAGCGCUGCGUUGACAGCUCUUGGCUCGUCUACCUCUGAUGCCUGCAUCUACAUUGCUGCCGGCACAUACACGGAGCAGCUCACCAUCACCUAUCCGGGAAAACUGACCAUGUAUGGUGAGACAACGAACACGGGUUCUUACAAGAACAAUGUGGUCACUAUCACCCAUACCAUUUCCUCUCCCGAAGCCGGAACGCUUGAUCUGAGUGCCACGGUCAACGUCAAGUCGGCCUUGUUCAAGAUGUAUAACAUCAAUGUUGUCAAUGGCUACGGCAAGGGGGCGCAAGCCGUAGCUCUCGUAGCCAAUGCCGACCAGAUCGGCUUCUACGGAUGCAGUUUCACCGGCUACCAAGACACCCUCUACGCCAAAGCCGGUCGUCAGUACUACUCUAACUGCUACAUUGAGGGAGCCGUCGACUACAUCUUCGGUGACGCCUCCGCCUGGUUCGGCGAAUGCGACAUCGUCUCCAACGGCCCCGGCGCCAUCACCGCCAUGUCGCGCACAACCUCGGACGAAACCACCUGGUACGCGAUCGACCACUGCAACGUCUAUGGUAAAUCCGGACUCGAUCUCACCAGUCAAGUCUACCUCGGCCGCCCGUGGCGAGUGCUUGCCCGUGUCAUCUACCAGAAUUCCGAGUUGUCAGACAUCAUCAACGCCAAGGGGUGGACGACCAUGGCAUCUGGCGCGACACCGCUCUAUUAUGAGUACAAUAACACGGGUGCUGGAUCGGAUACUUCGGAAAGACAAUAUGAGACUUCUAUCUCUGCUGCUGUUACCAAGAGCACGGUCCUUGGCAGUGACUGGAAGAAUUGGCUUGAUACCACUUAUUAA